CUCAGGUGAACGUCUCACGCGCUCCGGUCCUCCAAUCCGGAGGGCGGCGGUAAAGCAGCUGAUUAGCUUUUCGCUAACGAGGGAAGAAGACGCAGCACACACUCGCCCCUGAAACCAAACGGGAGGAGAACGAACCAAACGUGAGCUCGGACCAUGUUACAGUCAUUAACCGCAGAAAGUUUAAACUUUGUUUGACGACGCGGUGACGCGGUGACCGCAGCUGCGUGUCGGCGGGACAGAAACAAACCGCGAAGUCUGAGCUAACGUUAAACUAAGCAGCAGCUAACACACACACACACACACACAGAGAGUAGAGCAAGUUGGCGCCGUUUGGAUGAAGCUUUAGCUUUUAACCUGUAACUGAGCGACACAAUGGACUGCAGCACUGCUGACGGGCCCACUAAUGUGGCCCGAGACCCUCCAGGUAAUGACAGCUCCAGCUCCGAUGACGACGUACCUCUCUCGAAGCUCCUGACGAGGCCACACAGUGAAGUGAAACCGUCGCAUGAAAACGGGCACAGUGUAACCUCCAGCACGAAAUCCGAAACAGACAACACAAAAGACAGAAGUGCUUCAGAUGACUCGUCGGACGACGAGCCUUUGAUAAAGUUGAAAACUGUGAAGAAAACUGCCAAAAAAGACGAGGACACGUCAGCCAGAUCGAACGGCACAAAUAACAAGAAAGCAGAUUUGAAAACAGACGAGUGCUCUGACGACGAGCCUCUCAUAAAUAUCGCCAAAGUAUCGUCCAAAGCUGCGAAGAAGUCUUUCACAGUGCCUCCAAAGAAAUCUGUUGACAAAAAGAAGAAAGAGUCACUGCAUGCCGACGACAGCUCGGACGACGAGCCUCUGAGUGAACUCGCCAAGAAACUAGAAAAGAAAAAAACAUCCGGAAAAGCAGCUGCAGUCAUGAAGUCCAGAAGGAGCGCAGCCAAUAAAACGAUUAAAUACGCAGAGUCUCCCAGCGACGUCUCAGACGAUGAAUCCCUGGCAGCAAUCAAGAGGAAGCUGGCGAAGGCUCCUACAGAGCGAAAGACCUCGGCAAGGAACAAGAAAACAAAACCAAAACUAAAAGACCCUUCAUCCUCAGAUAGCAGCUCGGACGAUGAUGAUGUGCCCUUGGUGAACCUGAUGGCCAAGAAGAAACCAGUGAAGAAAAACACAAAGACGACAGCUGCGUCGCCACGAAAGAGACGAGGACGUUCUGAUGAAAGCUCUGAAGAUGAACCGUUGGUAAAUCUCGCAAAAAAGAACCGCACGGAAACCAAAAGGAAGACUUCAGCUCCGAAGAAGAGAAACACAACUCCCAGAAAGACAAGAAAGAGGCCCGCGUCAGGGUCAUCCGGCAACAGUUCAGACGAUGAACCUUUAAUCAAGGCAGCUAAACACCCACAAGUGACCAAAAUCCUGAGUAUAGUGCUGGAGAGGUGUGACGGUAAGGUGACCAAAGGACGCCUGAAGAAAACCCGAACAGAAACACAGAUUGGUGAAAAGGCCGUGAGCGAGGAGGAGUCGGAGGGCUCGGAGUGAAUCCACAGAAGAAGAUGUUGAAGCUGAUGAAAUGAUGUUUGGGAAGUUCAAACCUCCCAGUGGUUCAGAGUUUGAAAGACUUCCUGAAAUGUUGUAGAUCCUGCAGAGAGGAAAAAAAAAACUCCUGAACGAUCACAGUUAGUGUUCAAAUGUUCAAAUGUGUGUUUUAUAUACAGUACAUACGUGUUAAUUUAAGGUGUUCAUAUUUUUACUCCUGUUUUUAAGUUUGGGAUCAAAUUUUUUGUAGAUUCCUGUCAGAUUUAAUGCUCGGUCGUUUUUUUGUUUUGUUUUAUUAUUUGCACCUUUUAUUGCCUCUGCUUUUAUGAUUUUAUAGAGAAUAAUUUAACACUCGAUGUAAGUUACAUUUCUGCGUUCAUAUUAUGUGUAGACAGCAUGCAUCAGUGAAAAUAACUUGUGUUGGAUUAAACAUGAUCUAUGGAAUUCACAUCA
Molecule: messenger RNA, 1980 nt
Organism: Larimichthys crocea (large yellow croaker)
Lineage: Eukaryota; Metazoa; Chordata; Actinopteri; Sciaenidae
Product: hepatoma-derived growth factor-related protein 2
Exons: 10
Coding region: 373-1530 (385 amino acids)
Source: RefSeq, a predicted model, not a curated record